This is a messenger RNA of Phytophthora nicotianae INRA-310, 294 nucleotides long. RefSeq lists its product as hypothetical. Lineage: Eukaryota; Oomycota; Peronosporomycetes; Peronosporales; Peronosporaceae. The coding region runs from base 1 to 294 and encodes 97 amino acids. The transcript is spliced from 2 exons. The record is from RefSeq and is a predicted model, not a curated record.
AUGGCAAUGGACGUACUUGACAUGCUCACCGUUCUGCCUGUCGACCAAAUUGAGGGGCCCGGUAUCCGCUGGGUGAAGCGCCAAUUCAAGGAACGCUGUAGGGAAAAUGGAGUUGCAUAUAUCCGCUCUAGGCGUGCUCGUGGAGAACAACGCGAGACUAUUCGACUGCCUGGAGCGGUUGAGCUGUCGACGGAGUCCGAGGACUCAAGCUCUGAUGAAGAAGACAUGGAGAUGCAGGAUUCGGACGCUGAUAAGAGACCCAGGCCGAUGCGGCCGAAGACGCUGAGAGUGUAG